AUGUCUCAUAUUUUUCAAAAAAAUGAUUCAAUUGAUGGGAUUUUGUAUGAUACUUAUGUGAUCGAUGAUAUCGUCAAUUUUGAAAGAACUUAUUGCCAACCUCUUUCAGAUAUGAAUCCAUCUGAUUCAGAAGGGAAGAACUUGUAUAAAUAUCUUAAUUUCAAUUCAAACAUGGAUUUGAUUCACACUCCAUUUGUAUCAUUCAUAGCUGCUCUUGGGUUCUUGAUUUAUGGAGGAAGAUUAUUCUUCAUGCUUCGAAGGUUUCCUAUUGAAUCUAAAGGAAGAAGGAAGAAACUUCAUGAGGUUGGAUCUGUGACAGCAAUAUGCUUUACCUGCUUUGUUGUAAGAUGCAUUGUGGAUGUUGUGUCGGCUUUUGAUUCGGAGGUGUCAUUGGAUGUUCUUGAUCAUCCGGUCCUAAACUUGAUCUUUUACAUGUUAGUUGAGAUCUUGCCUUCGGCUCUUGUGUUGUAUAUUCUAAGGAAGCUGCCUCCGAAGAGAGUUUCUGCACAAUAUCAACCUAUUCGUUAA
Molecule: messenger RNA, 528 nt
Organism: Lactuca saligna
Lineage: Eukaryota; Viridiplantae; Streptophyta; Magnoliopsida; Asterales; Asteraceae
Source: the annotation of a GenBank genome assembly